GGCUUGAAAUACCCCGCCCUGGCGCCCGAAAGUAACCGUCUCAAGUUCUCAACUGACAGCGCCUUGCCUCUCCUCUCCUCAGCGUCGCCGGAGCGCUCAUCACCCCGGCCCACCUCUCCCUCUCCACCGCCCCUGCUCUCUCCAGCGGCGCCACAGCCCCUGCUCUCUCCAGCGGCGCCAGCGGCGGCGACCGAUGGACCAGUUCCACGACGGGCACCACGUGUGGCUGCGGAGCCGCGCGCUCGGCACCUACCUCCACGCUGACGACGACGGGCAGGGCGUCUCCCUCCGCGAGAGCCGCGCGUCGCUGAACGCGGCGUGGGCGGUGCAGCAGCUCCACCACCGCUACGACCUGUACCUGCUCCUCCGCAGCGCCGCCUACGGCCGCUACCUCGCCGCCACCAACACGCGGCCGCCGCUCGGCCACCCCGGCUUCCGCGUCGCGCAGCGCAGCUACGCCUUUCUGGAGGUGGGCCCCAUCAUGUGGCAGGCCUUCGGGGCCGGCCCCGGGAAUGACGGCGUCCUGCUCCGCGACGUCGACGGCCGCUACCUCCGGGCUAACGGGAAGCACAUCCCCUGGAACCACGGCGCCAGUGUCGACGAGUUCGACCACGUAAGCAACAUGAGGCACUGGAUCGUGGAGCCCAUACCCGCCAGGCAGAGCAUGCCUGUCCUUCCAGCUACGAUCAGGGCCAGCUUCCUCGAAAACCUCUCCAUGGUCAUGUUCGGGCGCGUGGUGGCAGCCGCAGACCGCAGACGCAGGCGGCUUGUUCGGUUCGUGCGGGCGGCCAACGACGGCGCCUACACCGAGGAGGGCUGGUCCGCGUUCCAGUUCACGGGGAGGUCCGUGCAGCACCUGAGGUACCAGUUGGCCAACCACGUCCAGUCCUACAACUUCAUCAUGUGCGUCAGAGCGGGCCUCUACGGGACGCUGACCCCACUCGUCGUCGACCUGCCCAGCGGCCGCAAUGGCGACAUCAUCGAGAUCGUGCUGUUCAGGAACGGGACACCAGGCGCCAAUGCGCUGCGACACCCGGAUGUCGAUGCAGAGUAGAGAAAGACCAGAGCAGGAGUCCUGACAGUUCGCCUCUUCAGAUGUUUUGCUGCCUCGGACAUGACGACAACAGAUCUGGACGCCUACUAGUGCAUAUAGAUAGAUAGAUAGAUAUAGGUUCAGAAAAC
This is a messenger RNA of Lolium perenne, 1182 nucleotides long. RefSeq lists its product as uncharacterized. Lineage: Eukaryota; Viridiplantae; Streptophyta; Magnoliopsida; Poales; Poaceae. The record is from RefSeq and is a predicted model, not a curated record.